UUAUCCUUAGCCACACCAAAUCUCUCUGGAACUGCCUCUACAUGUUUCUUCUUCCGUUCCAAACAUAUGUGCAUACUUAUGGCGGUUCCAGCCGUGAACACCUUCUCAAUCUUCCGCUAUAUGUCGUCGCCUCCACUUGCUUCCAUCCGUUGUCAUCUCUGUCAACUCCCAGCUCUACAAUGUCGAAGAAUCACCAAAUCCGUUUACAAUAUCCCAAAUUCACAGCUGCAAAGUUUAAAUUUCCAUGCUGUGACUCGAAAUUAUUCCGGUCAAAGUCUUGUUCAUACUGUUAUGGAGGAGCUCCAGAACAUGCGGAAGCGGAAGAAAGUUCGCGCCAGCAAUAACAUGGGGUUAACAAGCAAUGGGCAGCUUCUUGAAGAUAAGCUUGAGAGAAGGGAACUAAAAAAAGGUUUCCUUUUGGAAUUCAAAAAAGAUUCUGAUAGAUUAUUGCUAGCUGUUGCCCAAAAGCCUGAUGGAAAGAAGAACUGGAUGGUUGCUGACCAGCAUGGUGUUACAACUUCCAUUAAACCACAGCAAAUAACUUUUAUUGUUCCUGGUGUUGAGAAUUUUGACCAUGCAGAGAUAUGUGAUUUCAUACAGAAAGCUCAAGAUAAUUUGGAUCCUUCAUUGCUUGAAUUUGCUUGGAUUGAGCUUCUAGAAAAUAGCAAGUCAGUGACAGUUGUAGAGUUAGCCAAGAUGAUCUUUGGUAGUAUGGAGCCUCUUGAAAGCUAUUGCACCCAUCUCUUACUUUCAAAGGAUGAAAUUUACUUCACAGUGCUGGAGAGUAGAGGUCCUUGUUCUGUUUAUGCUCCCAGGACAGCACUGCAGGUGGAAGAACAUAAACACAGGAAGCUUUUAAAGGAGGCUGCAGAUAAGGAGUUUGAUGAGUUUGUGAUGUUACUAAAAUCAGCCAAGUCAAUGCCGCCAUCUGCAAAGCCCAGUAAAACUUCAUGGAAAACCGACCAUAAAAUUCAUCAAAGGAUCAAUUCACUUGAAGCUUAUGCUAUAGAUGCCUGCAAAAAUGAUGAUCAAAAGACCGCUGGAAUGAUCCUGAAGGCGAUGGGGCUGGCAAAGACAUCAUCUUCGGCAGUCGACCUUCUUGUCAACAUUGGGUAUUUCCCUGUUCACGUCAAUCUGGAGCUGUUGAAACUCAACAUUCAUACUCACCACUCAGAUGAAGAUAUAUUAGCAGCUGAAAGUCUUCUUUUAGAGUCUAUUGAUCUGGAUGAAGCUGACAGAAUUGAUCUCACUCACCUGAAAGUUUAUGCAAUUGACGUUGAUGAGGCUGAUGAGCUGGAUGACGCACUAAGUGCAAGACGGAUGGAAGAUGGCCGGAUUCAAGUCUGGAUACAUGUGGCAGAUCCAACUAGCUUAGUUCAACCUGGUAGCAAACUAGACAGAGAGGCUUUGAGAAGAGGAACAUCUGUCUUCCUUCCUACUGCCACUUAUCCAAUGUUCCCUGAGAAACUUGCAAUGGAAGGAAUGAGCUUGAAGCAGGGAAUGCGAUGCAGAGCCGUAACUGUAUCUGUUGUAUUACAUUCCGAUGGCAGUAUUGCAGAAAUUUCAGUGGAGAAUUCUAUUAUUAAACCGACAUACAUGCUGACAUACCAUAGUGCAACUGAACUGCUUUAUCUGAACUUAGAGGAGGAGGGUGAACUGAAGAUUUUAGAAGAGGCUGCAUCUCUCCGGUUUCAUUGGCGUCAACAACAGGGAGCAAUUGACACAACGACAAUAGAGACACGGAUUAAAGUGGCUAAUCCUGAUGACCCUAUGCCCUCCAUCAAUCUAUAUGUUGAAAAUCAGGCUGAACCUGCAAUGCGACUUGUCUCGGAGAUGAUGAUACUUUGUGGAGAAGCUAUAGCCACUUAUGGUUCUUCUAAUAACAUUCCUUUGCCGUUUAGGGGACAACCCCAAUCAAAUAUUGAUGUAUCUGCAUUUGCUCACCUGCCUGAAGGGCCUGUUAGAAGUUCAGCUAUUGUUAGGGUAAUGCGUGCAGCUGAGAUGGAUUUUCGGAAGCCUGUCCGCCAUGGAGUUUUGGGGCUUCCUGGUUAUGUCCAGUUUACUUCUCCCAUUAGACGAUACAUGGAUCUUCUGGCACAUUAUCAGGUGAAGGCAUUUCUUAGAAGUGACUCUUUGCCUUUUUCAUCUGGUCAGCUUGAAGGAAUGGCAUCAAUUGUGAACAUGAAUGUUAGAAUCAAAAAGAAAUUGGGCAACAUCAGUCUAAGGUAUUGGGUAUUAGAGUACUUGAGGAGACAACCAAAAGAGGCAAAGUUUCAUGCUUUGGUCCUUAGAUUCAUCAAAGACAAAACAGCUUCUUUGUUGAUAAUGGAGGUUGGCAUUCAAGCUUCUGCGUGGGUUUCUACCGGAGUCCAAAUCGGCGAUGAAGUGGAAGUUAAGAUUGUAGAAGCUCAUCCACGGGAUGAUAUCCUCACUUUAAAGGCACUUGACCAAAAUAUUUAGUUUCCAUAAAACCUCUACUCAACUAUGAUGAAGGAGGAAAACCAGCAUUUACCAGAUCACCAAUUGCAAAGACAACACACUAAUCUCUAAUCUCUGGUGAGUGCUUAUUAUUGACUGGAUUUCCAGAAUUAAAGCAAAUCAAUCACAUGAGAAAUGGAUCAUUGAGUAGACAUAUGAUUAAUCAAGCUGUUUACAUAUUGAAAUGGUUCCUUGUAGACAAAUUUUAAAUGUACGAAAAUUUUAAUAUUUGUACAUGAUACAUAUAUAUUACUACUUUUUGUGUU
Messenger RNA from Impatiens glandulifera, 2744 nucleotides. RefSeq names its product ribonuclease II, chloroplastic/mitochondrial-like. Bases 67 to 2460 code for a protein of 797 amino acids. Gene Ontology annotation, biological process: mRNA catabolic process. The transcript has 14 exons. Gene Ontology annotation, cellular component: exosome (RNase complex); P-body. Lineage: Eukaryota; Viridiplantae; Streptophyta; Magnoliopsida; Ericales; Balsaminaceae. The record is from RefSeq and is a predicted model, not a curated record. Gene Ontology annotation, molecular function: RNA binding; 3'-5'-RNA exonuclease activity.